Betta splendens (Siamese fighting fish) is the source of this 12789-nucleotide messenger RNA. RefSeq names its product tet methylcytosine dioxygenase 3 (gene tet3). Gene Ontology annotation, biological process: positive regulation of transcription by RNA polymerase II; oxidative demethylation. NCBI's taxonomy places the organism in Eukaryota, Metazoa, Chordata, Actinopteri, Anabantiformes, Osphronemidae. The coding region runs from base 2588 to 8347 and encodes 1919 amino acids. Gene Ontology annotation, cellular component: nucleus. Gene Ontology annotation, molecular function: DNA binding; zinc ion binding; DNA 5-methylcytosine dioxygenase activity. The record is from RefSeq and is a predicted model, not a curated record. The transcript has 10 exons.
AGAGGAAAAAAUAGGCAGUGCUUUAAAUACAGUGGAAAUGUUCAGAUACAGUAAAUACACAUUGUGUUAAAAAGUGUAAAAAAACAUUGUACCGUCUAUCUCUAACAAACAAAACAUAUUUGUAAUUGAUUUAAAAAAGUUCAAAUGAGGCCAAAAAUAAGAAACAGUGUUAAAUGUUAAAUUUGUUGAGCCAGGUUGAAGUACUCUGUUAAAUCUAUUGCACUCAUUUGACCACUUGUCCCUCCCACUAAUAAACCCAGUAACCUCUAGUAAAUGAUCCAUUACUUUGUGCAUUCUAACAUGUGUGUGAGCAUGUUCGGUAAGAUGAAGAAAAGUAACACUUAGAUAGAACAUUUGCUUCUUUGUUCAUGUUGAUGGCAAAUUGUGUGUGUUGAGAGAGAGGUGUUGUUGAAACACAAAAAAGAAACACAAAGAUAAGGCCACAGACUAAAAGCAAUGGUUAAAGGAGGGGAGUCAGCUGACAGGAAGAGGUGGGGGGAAAAGCCUCGUGCAUGUCAUUGUGAUGCGAGUUGUUUAAUGACUGCCAGAAAAAUGUUUACCCUGAAAGACAAAACUCUUUUUAAUAAGUAAAGGUGAUGAAGGGGCAGAAAAACUAAGUUUAAUAAAUCCCUCAAAUACUGUUUGUUCUUUGAGCCCUUGAAUGUGAACAAUUUGUUCUUUCGUGGCUUUUGUGUUACAUCCCACAACCAAUGUGAUGGUGAAAUUUUUAAAACAUAUUUGAGUUUGUGAAGAGGUUAUGUCAGGACUUUGUUGAGAAGAAAAGGCAAAGAUGACUCAGGCUUAGUCAUAUGCAAGUCAAUCCAACACACACUGCUGAGAAUGGACUUUUGUUGUCAGUCAUCACUCCUACCACCAAGACCUUUCCUCUGAGCUGCUGAGAAACACUAAGUGAGAGACAGAGAAGUGAGAGAGAUGGAGAGAGAAAAAGAACACGACGAGGGCGUGAAUGAACUCAUUUGGAUAAGAAUUUGACUACACUGAGAUGAAGCGAUUGAUGUAACAUCAGCCUCUGGUAUAUCUUUGUCUUUUCAUGCCGGGUUACAGCAGAUAUACUGUAAGUUUGUACUUUAUUUUCACAAAAAAGGUUGAAUGUGCUUGAAUUGUUGUUGUAAUUUUCAUUGCCUUGAUUGCCUUGAAACCUCAGUGUGUCAUGUGAAGCGAAAACUACUUAGUUACAAGUUAACCAGAAUGUUUGUCUUAAGUGAAAAUGUAACUUGUGAAGUGUUAAGUGCUAUGAAGCAAUUAUGUGGAGGAUCUGAUUUGAAAACAGCUAUGUUCGGCAAACUUAACUGGAUACAUUAUACUGUUGGUUUUGUGUACAGAAUUACUCAGAAAUAUCUUCAUACCAAGGACAUACAUAAUCUGAUUUCACACUUUUUUGAUAGGCUGGCAUGAAACUUAUGGUUUGUCAACGUGGGUGAUCAAGGUAACCAAUUCUUUCCUCUGGGGAAUGAUUCUGUUAUCAGCUCAUUUUUCUAUUAGCCACAUUAUUUGAUUGAUUUAUAACAUCAUUGUAUAUUUUUGUGAUAAUCUCAAAUCUACCAAAGUCUCUUUUAGCCUAAUGCCCAUGCUAGCUGUAUAGUACGACUUUUCUGAUAGCGACACAGCAAUGAAAUAUUAGAGUAAAGGUUCAAGAGGUAUAUAAAAUAUUGUGCCUAGGAGAGAGUGUAAUUUAGGGGUUAAGUCAAGUUGCGGUACAAAUGCUGUGUCACUGCAGCUGGAGGAGCGAGUAAGCGAAUAAAUCGGUUGAGGGAAAAAGUGUGUCUUCCAGCAGCAGUUGGUGUGUGGAGAUGGCUGAUAGUGGGCUUGUGUUAGAUGACACGUGUGCCCACCCAGUGGUGGAGGCAAACGUCCUGGUGGGAAACACUGGUGAUGUUGAUGAUGACGAUGCAGCUACGUCAUCGCCACAUAUGUUUCCUACCGCUGUUGCUCACUGCUCUCGCUCUUGCUCAUUGGCACACGCCGGUCACAUGACCUAAGGACCUACUUCCCUUAGACAGCUUAGGCUGCACUGUGUUUCUAUUUAGGAUUGAAGCUUAUCUCUAUGUGUCUGUGAAAAUGUUUGGCAAGAGGGACUGGGAGUGUAAAAUUUGCAGGGCCGGAGAGCGUGUGCAUCAGAAAGGGUAAUGGUAUAAUCGCUGCUAGAAGGAGCUCAGGAAACAAAACAGAGAAGCAUAUCGAAAGAGGGAGGCACAAGCUGACUGAGAAUGGAAGAGAAAUGAGAGACAAGACAGAGCUAGAAAAUCAGAGAAAAGCAAAGAGAAAGAGAAGCAAAGGCAGACUGCGGAGGUUAAUCUAGCCGCCGUGUAGUGUGUAGCGUAGUCAUCAAAAUGUGCAGUAAUAUAAGAAUAAUACUAUGUAAGAGGUGACAGCGAACUGCAUGGAGAUGAUCACCAUGUCCGCACUGCCUGCUCCUCGUCCUGGUUGAAUAUGCUUCAGAUGUCCCACAGUGUUGGAGGGAAGAGAGGAGACACCAAAAGGCUGGUCGGUCAGUAAGUGGUUGAGAGGAACCCCGUGAUCAAGGCAUCGCUGAUGAUGAACAUGUCAGUAACGCCAAUGCAGAAAAAUGACUGUUUGCAAAGUCACGUCAGUGGAUGGCCCCAGAAGUGGAGGCCAGAUGGAAAUUGGGUCACAUGACUGCCUCCAGGAAGGCACACUGAACCUGGAACUGGCCAAUGGGGUGAAUGGCUACCCUAAUGAUGUUCAAGCAUCUAUGGAAACAAAGCAGCAAAGGGCCGGAAGUGUGCCUCCAAGGCAGUGCUGGGUGGCAGGACAUGGCAAGGUCAAUGACAGUCAACAACAGCAACAAUACUGGAAUAAGAGCAAUGAUACAGCCCCUGGAGAACCUGUCCACCAAACAGACGUUGAGGAUGCCCACAAUUUGGUGGCUUUCUCUGCUAUUGCUGGCUCCUUGCCUCGUUCUUCCUCAUCUUCUUGUCUUCUCGUUCAGCCUAACACAGCACAGCUGUAUGAGAAGUUCAUCCAGGAGAUGGGUGCUGAGGGGACUCAGGCUAGAUUUUCUGCAGGGACACCUGAAUCAAGCAGUGAACCUCAAAAUGAUCUGAAUACUUUGCAGGUAGCACUGAGUGAGGCCAAACAUGGACACAAGCCCCCUAACUGCGAUUGUGAUGGGCCUGACUGUCCAGACUAUCUUGAGUGGCUGGAGAAAAAGAUUAAAUUAGCAGCCAGUGAUGGUGCCGGCAAGAUAACUGAAGGACCCCUAAAUUUACAACCUCAUCCACAGAAACCCCCUUUGCAAACUCAACCCUUCCCACAGGUAAAUGGUGGCCAAUGUCUGUCUUCAUUGUCCCAGCAAAAACAGGGAACUCAAUGCUCUCCGCCAGACCAGGUGCCCAGCUCCAAACCCCCAAUUCCUUGUUCUCCCCAGGUGCUAUUUAUAGCCAAGGAAAAAAACAUCAGUCUACAGACAGCCAUCGCUAUAGAAGCCCUGACUCAGUUAUCAAGUACCAGUCCACAAUCAACUGGCUUUCCGGGUCAAAUCCCCUACAACAAUAACCUCCAUCGUCACCAGAACCUCUCAUCACAGCUCCCCAAUGACCUUUCUUCCUCACGCUCUCAGUCUGUCCCACCAGGACUGCACACCAGCCAGCCAGCCCCAGUGUCCUGUGAGCACCACAGACCCCAGUCCCAGGGCCAGCCACCCCACGCUACCCCUCUCCCAUCCUCUACCUCUCCCUUCCCAAGUCAGGGAAAACCUUCAGGCUUCAGUCCCAAUCCCCAGCAGUGGCAGCAGGGCUUGGGUAGAGGCUCUGAACAGAGAAACCCAUGGAUGUGUCUGAAAUCUGAGUCCCAGUCUCAGUUUGCUGCUGCACCUCACAGUAGCUCAGACCCAAUGUCAGAGCUCAAACAGUUACUCGGUGACACCAGUGGAAAGUUCAGCAAUGCUCUUUUUAAGCAACCAGUUACGCAGAAGCUCAGUUUGAACCAAAAUGGAGGUAUUCAGGCCCAGGAUAACCCAGCACUGGCAAAGAUAAAACAAGAGCCAGACUCUGGUGAGCACUAUCAUCACACUGCCUCUAUGGGACAUUAUGGUAUGGCUAAUGGUCAGCAGCAGGGUCAGCACUACCCUGGCACUUCCCUUUCACCUGGCCAAGCAACCAUCAGCCACUCCACUCAGGCAGCUCUGCAACAGCACCUUCACUACAAGAGAAACCUCUUCUCUAACCACUCCUCGGGUUUUGGAGCUCUAGGCCCUCAUUCACCUCUUGCUUGUCAAAAUUUGAAAAAGUGGUGGCCACAGAUGGAGGCAGAAGGUCUACCACAUCUGCCCAUCAAACAAGAACCCAAGAAGAAAAAAAGUCAGGGAUCUCCCAUGAUAAAAGCUAUGAGUGGGACGAUUACACAUCCUCCUCUGCCCAAACCCAAACAGAUAAUCAUCAAGAAGACCAAGCAAAAAGCCUCUUUGCCAACCUUCCUGCCUCAGAGUCAGAUUACAGUACAAAAACCGCCAGUCCUCAUCAUGGACAGAGCCCCAACCCUAACCAGCCUACAAGCAAGUUCUCUCUCUGCUCUGCCCCUCAACAGUAAUUCCACUCAGGCUGCUGCUGCAGGAUUCCCUGCCUCAGCCCUAUCUCAGGUAUUCAUUUCCAAUUCUUCAAAGACUCCCUCUUCCAAUGUUUCUGCUUUGUCAGAAAACACUCCAGCCCUCUUGGGACCUUUGCCCCAACAUGUGGCUUCUGUAGGCCACACUAAGUCCAAUGGAGUGUUCAGCCUGACUAGCAACACCAGCACCGCCACAUGUUUGACCUCCCCAUCUCCACCCAGCAACUCACAAUUACCCAGUCUUGUCAACCUAGAUCCGAAAUACGAAGAACUCAUUCGUCAGUUUGAAGCUGAAUUUGGGGACACCCCAGCAACUUCCAGUCAGUCCGCAGAGGGGACAGUGACACACCCUCAGCUGUCUGACAAGUCACAUGCCAACAAUGAGGCCCUUAGUCCCACAAAAUUGGCCACCCCCCAGUCAAAUUCCCUAAAACCCAUUAGUCAAACUAGCUCCACACCUCAUUCUCAUCCAGAUAAUCAGGGCAUGGAAAUCGCAAAGGAGUCAGAAAUCAAAAGUAAAGCUGACUUAAACCAGACAACCACUGAAAAACCUAUGGAAGAGCAGCACCAAGAGGCCAUUCUUGACAAACAACAGCAGCUCAGUCUUUUAGAUAAAUUCAGUGUACCAUGUUCCCCGCUUCCUAAGCGCAUGAAGGUUGAAGCAUCAGGAGAUAUAGCAGUACUGUCCACCACAUGCUAUUCCGAUGAGUACACACCCACCAAGGAAGGCCUGCCUUCUUCCCCAUCACUCAGAGGCUUCUUAGAAUCUCCUAUGCGCUAUUUAGACACCCCCACAAAGAACCUGCUGGAUACGCCUUCCAAGGAUUUACAGGCAGAGUUCCCCACAUGCACCUGUGUGGAACAAAUCCUGGAGAAAGAUGAGGGGCCCUACUACAACCACCUGGGGUCUGGACCUACUGUAGCUUCUAUCAGAGAUUUGAUGGAGAGAAGAUAUGGAGAGAAAGGGGAGGCUGUCCGUAUUGAGAAGGUGGUGUAUACAGGCAAAGAGGGAAAAAGCUCACGAGGUUGUCCUAUUGCUAAGUGGGUGAUUCGUCGGGGCAGCGAUAAAGAGAAGCUGCUGUGUCUGGUGCGUCAUCGUGCAGGCCACCACUGUGACAAUGCUGUCAUCAUCAUCCUCAUUAUGGCCUGGGAGGGUGUCCCAAAGGCCCUGGCUGACAAGCUGUAUCGUGAGCUCAGUGACACCAUCCCAAAAUAUGGCAACCCCACCAGCAGACGCUGUGGUCUCAACGACGAUCGUACCUGUGCAUGUCAAGGCAAGGACCCUGAAUCUUGCGGUGCUUCCUUCUCCUUUGGCUGCUCCUGGAGUAUGUACUUUAAUGGCUGUAAGUACGCCCGAAGCAAAAUGCCACGCAAGUUCAGGCUACAAGGAGAUCGCCCUGAAGAGGAGGACAAAAUCAGAGACAACUUCCAGAAUUUGGCAACUGAGGUGGCUCCUUUGUACAAGAAGCUGGCCCCACAGGCCUACAGUAACCAGUGCCAAUAUGAGUCCAGAGCUGCAGAGUGCAGGCUUGGUUUAAAGGAAGGCCGGCCAUUCUCUGGAGUCACUGCUUGCAUGGAUUUCUGUGCCCAUGCUCAUAAGGACCAGCACAAUUUAUACAAUGGUUGCACAGUGGUGUGUACCUUAACUAAAGAGGACAACCGUUCAGUGGGAAAGGUCCCUGAGGAUGAGCAGCUCCAUGUGCUGCCUCUUUACAAGGCCUCUUUGACUGAUGAGUUUGGCAGUGAGGAAGGCCAGCGCCUCAAGAUGCAGACGGGAGCCAUCCAGGUGCUUCAGGCUUUUCGUCGUGAAGUACGCAAAUUGCCCGAACCUGCCAAGUCCUGUCGACAGCGACGUCUGGAAGCCAAGAAGGCUGCCUCAGAGAAGAAGAAAACUAAACUAAUGCAGCAGACAGGGGAGACACCAGAGAAAAAAGUAGUUAAGGCUGAGGUUUGCGUCACUGGUUCUCCUCAACUCCAAGAUAAUAAAGCAAUUAUAAAACAAGAGGUGAAACCCAACAUCAAGAAGGAGCCCUUCAGUGGAUCAGUAGAUGGACACCCAAAUCAGGCUGCAGACACAUUCAAUAACAUCUAUUCAUACCCUGCCUACUAUGCAAGGGGAGGCCUUGCCCCAACUGGCCAGUCCUCUGCAGCAGACCCAGUAAAUGGUUACCACCCAAAUCUGCCUGCAAUGCACUAUGGCUUCUACAACUACCCCCCAAAUGCACUUUUCCCUCCUAAGCUGAGGACCUAUGAGGGUCGAAAUGGUUCUUUGCCCAAAGUAGGCAAUAAUGUAGACAAGAAGCCUGACAUUCAGAGCCUUCAAUCCAAACUGGCCCAAACCUUCCCAAGCCAUGCAGAGCAAGCCAGUCAUCCAAACCAGACUGCUUAUGCCCAGCCUGCUGAGUACAACCAGUCCCGUCCAUCCUCUGUCUCCUCUGAGGCUGGUAACAGAAGCACUCCCGUCAUCAAACAGGAGCCAAUGGAUCUGGCAGUCUGUGAAGGCACAGUUCCUAGCCAGGCUGGUGCCAAUACAACUACCAACACCCCCCAGUCUGCGGCCUGGCCAGGGAACAAGCUUAAUGGAAAUAUUGGUCAAACAAACUGGGAAGGCAACCCUAAACAAAAUCCUGAGGCCUCAUCGUUGAACAUGGAAAAACAGCAGUUUCACCAGCAUCCCCAGCAGCGACAGGCCUCGCCUUACCCACAGCAAUGGACAUCCUACCCAAGCUCAAAUUCUUUGAUGGCUUCUCCAUCUCCAUCACCAUCACUUCAGGUACCUCCCUCUCUGUCUCCUCAUCUAGGGAAAGUUCUCCCCGGGAACGUAAACCAAGGCUCACCCUGUCCUGUCACCCCACGACCGAGCACUCCUCUCCCAGGUACAUCACAGCCUGGCACCUCUAACUCAGGCUCAUUUACACCACCUCCAGGCACCCCAAGGCACUGGGCCAGUCCUGCUCCUAGUCCACAGCCGAAUGCUUGGGGUAUUGGGCAUGCAGCAUACAGUCCUGGUUUGAAGCACAGCAAUCCUGCAGGAGCCUACCCUGACAAGAUCUGGUCCAAGACUGGGGAGAGUCGCUGUUCCACUCCCCUUGGGCUCCAAGAGAAAGCCUGGAAGUCUUGUGGAGGUUCAGUGGCAGGCUGUACUCCCUCCCCUGCACCUGAGGGUCGCCUCUUUCCAGAUGCAUUGCAACAGUCAGAUCAGGCAUGCUGGGACCCCAGCCAGGCUGAGCAUGAUGCUGAGCACACCAAGCAUAGUGAACAGGAUGAGGAAGAAGAGUGGUCUGACAGCGAGCACAACUUUCUGGAUCCCAACAUUGGUGGUGUAGCAGUAGCACCAGCCCAUGGCUCUAUUCUAAUUGAAUGUGCCCGACGGGAACUACAUGCUACCACUCCAAUCAAAAAGCCUGAUCGCUCUCACCCUACCCGCAUCUCCCUGGUUUUCUACCAGCACAAGAACCUCAACCAGCCCAUGCACGGCCUUGCUCUCUGGGAGGCCAAAAUGAAGCUGCUGGCAGAACGAGCGCUACAGAGGCAGCAGGAAGCAGCUCUCCUAGGCCUUUCCCAGGAAGACAUCAAAGCCCUUGGAAAGAAACGCAAGUGGGGGGCUACUGUGGCUGGUGCUAGCCCAGGCCCUGGGCAAUCUAAGGACAAGAGGGAAGGACCAGUGACACGGUUAGCUUCCACCUUCAACACCUCCUCUGUAGUUACUGUGUCCCCCUAUGCCUUCACCCGCCUCACUGGUCCAUACAGCCACUUUGUCUAAGGUCAGCUAGACAAACAGACUGACAGGUGUGGUGUAAUGGAGGGCUGAAGAGGGCAAUGAGCAGGAUGAAUGUCUUUUAGCUGUACCGCAGUCUGGCAUCUCUCCACCAUGCCCCCUCUGCCAUUCCUGUGGAGGAGGGGACAUUUUUAUUGUUUUUACCUCAUGUCAGGCAGUGGUUUGGGCUUCAGACACACUGCCUGUGGUGCUCUUCCUCUCUCUUCCCUGGAGAGGAACUCCAUUGCUUUCUCUUGUUUAUAGAAUUUUAAUGAUUCUAAUUAUUACUAUUAUUAUCAAUAUUAUUGAUUGCUAUUGUUACUGUCAAUGUUGUUAUUGCAGGUAUUAUUAUAAUGAAGACUUGUUUUUUAUUAUUGCUGUUUUCAUUAAUGUUAUUAUUAAUGAUGUGAUUGUUUUGGUUAUAUAUUUUUGAAUCAAUCAGUCUGAGUUUUUCAGACAAUUGUUUUUGUGUUUUGGGAAAGGUGUACCCUAGUUUCUGUUCUUUUUAAUCUUCCAGUUGUACUUGGAGGAGAAGCCACUGUCUACCUGGCAAGAGAGCAGAUCAGUACUAUACAUUUUAAUGACAUGUAAAACAUUAUUCUAGUAACGUUGUGACUGAUAUAUAUGGACAUUAUAUAGAUUUUGUAAAAGCCAACAGAGCCCUUUUUAGCCGUUACAAGGACUGGUUUAAUUUCUAUUAGUGUAUAGGCUCCAUAUAGAAGGCUAAGCAAGCCAAGGCUAAAAGUAAGCUUGGAUUUUACAAAACCAAUCAUCCUGAUACACAGAUACAAAUGUGAAUCAAACAGCUUUUUAAGUUGAAUUGGAAAAAGCCCACUGCUUCUCUUGUAGUCAGAUGAUGUGUUUCUUCUCCUCUGUUGCAUCUCCCCAGCUUCUGACUGGUGCUCAACUUCCAAAUCGGAUUGAUUUUCAUUCUGCUACUUUUCAUGGCAUUUGAUGCUGUACUUUAGGUGCUCUCAAAUCUGAAUCAGGUAGUAUUUGCAAGUGAUUUUCUUUUUGUUUAGACCAAGGUGAACUUUGGGCUGAGAGAAUUGGCUAGGAAUUUUAUUCUUUAUUUGUUAAGUGUAAAACUGUGGAAACCUUUAUUUGGUAUACUAGUUUCAAAAUAAGUGACACUGUUUGCAAAUACUAUUUGACCCAGAUCAGCCAUUACCACAUACAAAUGAAACAGAUGGCACUCUUUUAUCUUCCUAUAAUAUUCAAGUGGGAGUGUGCACACCCCAGUGUAAACUCAAGAGGGCAGCAGUGACUGCCAUUUCAAAGUGGUGUGUAAAACAAACCUACAAGCGCUUGAGAGCCACUGAGAAGCCUAUAGAGCCCUGCCUUGCUGCUUUAACCAUCCAUAGCAAAUAGAGGGGGCUCUUACACCCUGGUUGGCUGACCUUGCAAAGGCCUCACUAAAUCAGCUCUAGUUAAAGUUGAUCUCUGUCCCAUCGUGGCACAAAUGUGAAUGAAGUUUGGUCAGCCCAUCCAGGGUUAGCUCAGAAUGAACAGUGUUGAGAUGGUAGCGCUUUGGUGCUCCUACACACACUCUGGUGCUCUCCUAUUACACUUGAUUUACUGUGAAGGCCCCACAUUCCUCUGCAUGGUGCUGUCAUCUUCAAGCAGAGUUGGGUGUGUCCUUCUACCGGCACCUUGUCACCACAGAGCCAGCCAAUCAAACUGGCCGCUCAGCAGUCACAGCUCUGUCACUGGGCUCAAGACCCAUAUGCUUUAGAGAUAAUUUAUCAGUUUAUUCUGGCAAAGUGUUUUGAUUUCAAAGAAGGUUAACUGUUCAGGAAGUGCAGUCAUUGAAUGCAUUUUUGUUAACCUAUUCAAAGUGGAAAUUAUUUUGAGAAAUAUUGGAAAAACAAUUGUAGCUUCUGGGAGUUGACUCAAAAUGCAAAUGCAUUUUGAAAGUGAAAAAGAAGUGCCAAAGAGAGAGACAGUUUAUUAGCUUGUAUGGAGUCUUGCAAAUCACUCAUUUUUAUUUUGUACGUCAACCAUGUUGCAACGUGUUUUACUUGCAGUAAAUUAAAAUGAGUGAGUAACUAAUAGAACAUGAUCAAGGUUGACUCCUGGCUGCUGGGCGGUUGUUUGAGUUUAAGCCCUGGUCACCUGUGAAAGACCCUGUUACCUCUAGAGGGUCUCCAGCUCUCUACCUCAUGCUGUAGAGACACUGGUCACAAUCACAACAUGCUACUGAGGGCAGAGAAUCAUGCAUAUAUGUGUCUUUGUGUGCUUUAAGAUCUUCACACUCAUUUUAAUCUGCUUUUUUACUCUUUAUUUAUUACUACAUGGUGAUGAUGAUUGUCUUUGAGUUUGACUUUUUUCAUCUUUUUUUAUAUAGCUAAUACAAAUUGUACAUAGAGAAGAAAAGAUUUAUAAAAGCACUUUUAAUCUUGGUUUUAAUGACAAAAGAAAGAGCCGAAUAUUGACAACUUGAAGCUUAGUUUUUUCUUUUAAUUUUCUCAAGAGAGAGAUAAAAAUGUAAAUAUUAAAAUAUUUAGGUAAGAUUAUUUAACUGGUGAGGAUAGUAACUAAAUCAAUAAAGACAAGGGGGUAUUAUAAAGGUGCUGACAGCCCUUAACAACAGUAAACAACACUUGAUCCCAGUGUGUUGUGUGUAUUGUGUGCUUAGUAACACUGCUGUUUUACUUUUCAUAAGUACUGUACCCCCUGUCAGCAUGUAACUGACAGAGACCUGUUUGUUAAAUCCUUAUCCCAAUUUUGUAACAUGAAAACGCAAUUGACAAUAGUCAAAAUUAUGUGAAAACCCCCUCAUUGUGCAGUUCUCUGACCAAAACCUUUGCAUUAAGGUAUGGAAUGGAGAAGAAUAGACAAAUUUGUCUGGCUAGCAUCAGUUAUUUGGAUGUUUUACAGCAAGUAACAUUCAGUUUGCAAAUAACAGGCGAUAAUCAGUUUGAAUUUUGCCGAGUAUUAUGGUGCUUAACAUGGUGUGACCUAAGAACCAACCUAAACCAUGUACUGUGUGUACUUUAGCUUGACAUUAUAGGGAACAAGCUUUAGAUGAGAAAAUCAGUACCAUCAGCCCAAAUAUGUAUUUGUUUGUAACAUUCUGAUACCUGUAGAUGGUUGGAGAGGCCGAUCAGUGGGUGAGGUUUUUGCACGUGAUAACUCAUAGUCUUUGUCAGUUGUGUUAGACUAUCAGGUAAGAAACUCCCUCCCAGCUUGUUUAGAUUUAUAUAAUCCGACCAAUGAGAGUAAAUAUGCACUUGACAUAAAAAUCAUAACAUCCCUGUAGAAGACACCAGAUUGACAGAUCAUAAAUAAUAAUAAUUUUACUGAUGCAGGUGCUGAAUAUGAGUAUAUUGUUAAAAUGAAUGCAUGGCCCACAUUACACACACACACACACACACACACACACACACACACACACACACACACACACACACACACACACACACACUUCAAGACAGAGGAUACAGCAUAUAUGGUAUCUUAACUUUGUAAAUUUUUAAAUAUCUUGUGAGUUUGGUGGAUAGUUCUCAUGAGAGGUGCCACCUCCCGAACACAUACUAAGACGUGGGGGUUGGUCAGCUGGUGCUAUGAUGCUACAUCUUAAAUUCACUGUGUAAAAAGACGUGAGGGGUAAAUGAGGACCACACAUAUUUUUCUGAGCUCUUCGAAUGUUAAGAGAACUAUACUUUGAUUAAUGCAGUUUUGGAAGCUGCCCUGGUGCUGACUUCAUGAAAAGUCUUUUGUUACAAUGGUUCAAAACAACAUGUCUUUUUGAGGGCAGCGGGGGUCAAUCAAAAAGUUUAUUACAUUACUUAUUAAUAUUCAUUCCAUAUUGUACUUGAAGUCAUUUAAAAUUAGAAUGAGAUAGAGAGUCAUAUUCUAUGAGACUGUUAUCUGGGUUUCAUGUUUGGUACAGCGCAAGUACCAAAAGCUAUUUGAAAAGAUCUGUUGAGUAUGUUGUACAUGUUCAUGUUAACUGAAUGCUAAAAUAUUUGAACAAUACGAAAUAGCAAUUGUGUACUGCCUCCCUCCUCCUUUCCCCAGUCAUGCACUUCUUUUCUUGAACCCUUUACUCUUUACCUUGUAUAUUUUGUCUCUCACCCAGACACAAACAAAACUACAUAUGCAUCUCACUGUGUGUGGCCCACUUUUAGAAGUCACCUGAUUGAAUGAACACUCUUUUGGGAAUUUGGGAAAGACUUGGACCCUGGCCCAUACGACGGCAAACAAAAUAAGAAAAGAAAUCGAACCUACAAAACUGGCAGCUACAUUCCUUGUUUGAGUUUUAGGGUUGUUCUUGGUUCUUUAUUUUUCAUGUCAAGGAUGCAGUAUGUAAAAAAGUGUUUUUGUUCAGUCUCUCUCUCUCUCUUUGUAGCUGUAUGGUGUAUCAUGUGAAUACAUAGUGUAUGUGGUAAGAACCCCACAAUAUUGUUUUAUGUUGCGCGAUAAAUAAAAACAUUAAGGUAAAA